Molecule: messenger RNA, 1312 nt
Organism: Anopheles darlingi
Lineage: Eukaryota; Metazoa; Arthropoda; Insecta; Diptera; Culicidae
Gene: Obp59a
Product: general odorant-binding protein 71
Exons: 1
Coding region: 307-1185 (292 amino acids)
Molecular function (GO): odorant binding
Source: RefSeq, a predicted model, not a curated record
GAAACAAAAGAGGAGGAAUAAGAGUCACACAGUUAGUACGCAUGCGUCAUGCGAUCACCAUUAACUUGUCCGCUUUCACGUCACGUUCUCAAGGUUCCUGCGUUCAUUGUUACAGUUCGGUGACAGUGACACCGAUGGUCAUGUCCAUCAAGCCCAACAAAGGGAAGGGGGCUUCAAUGGUAUAAAAGGGCACCAGGGAGAUAGAUAGGAGUACCAAUCGUGCAUCAACAGUUCCGUACUGAACGUCAGUAGCAUAGAUCCCACGGCAUCAACGAUGGAGUCAUUCUAGCAUACGGCCAGCAUACGAUGGAGUACCACAAAGUGACUCCAAUUGGGGUGUUGGUGGUGCUGUUAGCUGCUCUCGGGACGCUCAGCCAGACAGAGGCACUCCGUUGCCGUACAGACGAUGGUCCAAGCACGGAAGAGGUGAGACAGAUCGUACGAACCUGUCUCAAUAAGAUCUCGAACGCACACAGCGAGAACAGAAGCAGCGAUGAGUAUCCGGAUUACGAUUCUUCCUAUAAGGACUCCAGCGAGGAGCAUACUAGUGGUGGCAAUACGCGGAAUCGUGGCAACAACUACGACGGAAGGCACGAUAGUAGCGAUCGUAGUAGAGGGAGCAACAGAGCGACGCAGCAGGAAAGUAGACCGAUGAGUGAUCGACAGAAUGAUCGGAGGUAUGACCAUCAGUAUCAGCAGCACGAUUAUGAACGAAACCAGAGAGGUCGCCUGCGUCGUCAAUAUCCUCAGUAUCCGGGGUACGGUUCAAAUCCACCGUUCGAGAGUUCGUCUUUGGGUAAUGGUGCCGAUGAGUGGUCACGUGGUCGAGGCAACACCAUGAUGAGCGGCCAGGGGAACGGACCCGGUAAUGGAUCCCGCAAUGGUACCUCGCUCGAUCGGGACCGAUCCUGUUUGAUGCAGUGUUUCUUCGAGCAGCUCAAGGCGACAGACUCGAAUGGGUUGCCCGAGCGUCACAAAGUGCUGCACGUGAUUACGCGUGAUAUCCGGAAUCGGGAACUGCGUGACUUUUACGUCGACUCCAUCCAGGAGUGCUUCCAUAUGCUGGGACUCGAUCCGAGGCUGAAGGAUAAGUGUGACUACGCGAUGCGGCUCGUCACCUGCUUGACCGAUCGGUUCCAGUCGAACUGUAGUGAUUGGGAAAUGGAUUCGACGGCCAUGUUUUAGGCCAUACUAUAGCAAUAGUAGUUCCAGCACUCCAGCUGCUGCACACACCCCCACGCGGUGCUCUCCGUCCGAAGCGUGAUCAUGCAAAAUGAAUUCCGAAACAAAUGGACACCUUGGUCGCUUUACU